This is a messenger RNA of Tauraco erythrolophus (red-crested turaco), 620 nucleotides long. The record is from RefSeq and is a predicted model, not a curated record. NCBI's taxonomy places the organism in Eukaryota, Metazoa, Chordata, Aves, Musophagiformes, Musophagidae.
GCUGCAGGCUUCUCUGCAGAAUGUCAAGCAAAGAUCGACACAUUGAUUCCAGCUGUUCGUCGUACAUCAAGACGGAACCGUCGAGCCCUGCCUCUCUGACGGACAGCAUCAACCACCACAGCCCCGGUGGCUCCUCAGACGCCAGCGGGAGCUACAGUUCCACCAUGAAUGGACACCAGAACGGGCUGGACUCACCUCCCCUCUACCCUUCGGCCACGGGGCUUGGGGGCAACGGGCCGGUCAGGAAACGGUACGAUGACUGCUCCAGUACCAUUGCUGAAGAUUCACAGACCAAGUGUGAAUAUAUGCUGAACUCGAUGCCCAAAAGACUGUGUUUGGUGUGUGGUGACAUUGCAUCAGGGUACCACUACGGAGUGGCUUCCUGCGAGGCCUGCAAGGCUUUUUUCAAGAGGACAAUUCAAGGUAACAUAGAAUACAGCUGUCCAGCAACGAAUGAAUGUGAAAUCACAAAGCGCAGACGCAAGUCCUGCCAAGCCUGCCGCUUCAUGAAGUGUCUAAAAGUCGGCAUGCUGAAAGAAGGUAAGACUGAUCAAGUCAGUAUGUAUCUCUCUGCAAACACAUGCAACAAUUGUGAGGCAAUCAAGAAAGAAGAGAGAUCG